This is a messenger RNA of Pezoporus flaviventris, 523 nucleotides long. RefSeq names its product small integral membrane protein 8 (gene SMIM8). The transcript is spliced from 2 exons. The record is from RefSeq and is a predicted model, not a curated record. The coding region runs from base 4 to 330 and encodes 108 amino acids. NCBI's taxonomy places the organism in Eukaryota, Metazoa, Chordata, Aves, Psittaciformes, Psittacidae.
UUUAUGAUGACAUAUACUUUUUACUCUGUUUUUAGGAAGUAUUCAACAUCAAUUAAAAUGUCUUCCACCAAGUCUCCAAAUGCAAGCGAAACACCCAGAAAACCAGGAUUGAGAACUGUUCAAACAACUAUGCUCUUCCGAGCUGUGAACCCAGAGCUUUUCAUUAAACCUAACAAGCCUGUGAUGGCAUUUGGGCUCGUAGCAAUUACCCUCUGUGUGGCCUACCUUGGUUAUUUGCAUGCAACAAUAGAGAAUAAAAAGGACCUCUAUGAAGCAAUUGACAGUGAGGGGUCCAGCUAUCUGAGGAGGAAGACUUCUAAGUGGGACUGAGGACAUAAGGAAGGAAAUCAGCAAAUCAAUAACAGAACUUUGCCAGGCAACUACUAUUUUUUUUUUCUCUCUCCCUUGAAAUAAUGGAUAAAUGUCUCUCUUGUUGUUCAGUCCAGUUUAAGUUCCUUUGUAAAAUGCCAUACCUGUACAAAUGAAUUGCAAUUGAGAUACAUGUGAACAUAAAAGUGACUUU